AUGGAUGCUCUACAAUGGCUGGAAAAGAAGCUGGAAAUACAGAAAGAGCUUCCUAAGGCACUAUUCUUCCACUGCGCAAGUCACAAACUCAAUCUCGUGAUCAACGAUCUGAACGAGGUCUCUGAAAUUCGAAACACGAUAGGGGUCAUCAAACAAACCAUAAACUUCUUCCGUGAGAGCGUGCUCCGAAGGAAAUUGGUGCCCAACAUUCCGAUGCUGCGUGAAUCAAGGUGGUCUGCAAAAUACAAGUCAAUUCGGAUCUUCUCUGAGCAUUACGUGGCCACAGUCGAAGCGCUCGAGGACCUGGCAUCAAUGGAAUCAAGCUCGAAUGCUGGAACGAGGCAACGCGCUCAUAUCCUCCACUGCGGAACAACGAGCUCAUCUUUCAUCGUCUCUUUGCACAUUGUCGCGAAAUACAGCGCACGGCUGGAACCGGUUACGAACGUUUUGCAGAGUGUAUCCAUGAAUUUCCAUUCUGUACACAACCACAUCACUGAGCUGCAGAAUAUUUUUCGCGGCCACCGGACCAACGCUGAAGAGCAGUUCUCGGAUAUCAUGAAGACAGCAAGUGAAGCGGCCAAUCAUCUAGGCGUGUUGAUAUCUGUACCCAGACAAGCCUCACAGCAGGCCCACCGAGACAACUACGGGAUACAGUUGCCGGAAGAGUAUUACCGCGUGGCAAUAUAUGUGCCGUACUUGGACUCUCUCAAUGCUUCUUUGGCUCGCCGCUUUUCUGAAAGCAACAUGAAGAGCUACAGACUUCUCCGGCUGCAUCCAGCAAGAAUGAAGCACUUGAGUCGCGUUGAGUUUGCUGUUCUCGCCGAUGAACUCCAAGGCUUUUACGGCAUCGAAAACUUCAAGGAAGAGGGCAUCUCCUGGUACGAGAUGUGGCUCAACAGAACUGAGGACUGCUCAGAAAUAUCUUAUCCCGAACUUCUGCUUCAGGCAAAGACGUUCUUUCCCGCUGUCGCAAACGCCAUCGAGGUGGCUCUUGCCUUACCAGUUACCACCUGCACUGUCGAACGCUCGUUCAGUACACUAAGGAGAGUGAAGACGUGGCUACGUUCAACUAAGAGGAACGAUAGGCUGGACGGCCUUUGUAUGAUGAGCGUACACCGGGAGCGUGUAAUGAAACACAAGGACGGCUUUAUCACCCGUGUAAUCACGCAAUUUGCCCAGAAAAGUCCAAGGUGUCUGCAGCUGUUAUUCAAGGAAGACUAA
Ixodes scapularis (black-legged tick) is the source of this 1221-nucleotide messenger RNA. Its product is annotated as zinc finger MYM-type protein 1-like. Lineage: Eukaryota; Metazoa; Arthropoda; Arachnida; Ixodida; Ixodidae. The transcript has a single exon. The record is from RefSeq and is a predicted model, not a curated record. Gene Ontology annotation, molecular function: protein dimerization activity. Bases 1 to 1221 code for a protein of 406 amino acids.